Leptomonas pyrrhocoris is the source of this 833-nucleotide messenger RNA. RefSeq lists its product as hypothetical. The transcript has a single exon. Bases 57 to 833 code for a protein of 258 amino acids. The record is from RefSeq and is a predicted model, not a curated record. NCBI's taxonomy places the organism in Eukaryota, Euglenozoa, Kinetoplastea, Trypanosomatida, Trypanosomatidae.
AGUUGUCGCAUGCGUGUCCACGCACGUAAGAAGACGGAUUCGAGAAGAAUGAGAGGAUGGCGGAGCUGGCGUGCAUGGUUUACUCCGGCCUCGGUGGGCUGCUGAUGAUCGUGCUGCUCGGACUCGCCACCACCGUCUUCUUUAUCUCUUCGUACUACUACCGACGUCUUGGCGCGCGCGAGGAGAAACGGCCGCCGGUGGUGUUCUUCUUUGACCUUCUUAAGAUGCUCGUGGCGGGUUCUGUCGCCUCUCUCGUCAACUACACCUUCACUGCCAAGGUGUCGUGGGCGGCGAGCGGCAUCACGGUGCGCGGGAAGCCGCUGGAAGGCAUUGGCUGGUACGGCGCCAUCUCCGUCGUGGACGUCCUUGUCGGCGCGCCGCUGUCCAUCGCGGUCGGGCGUCUCAUCAACCGCACCUGCAAAAUCGUCGAUAGACACCUGCGCACGCCGUCGCCGUGGAAGGACACGGUGCACCAGAACACGGUGUACGGCAAGUACAGCGAUGAGCACGACUGCUCUUGCGACUACCGUCACACUGCACCACCGGUACGUUGGUCGUGGUGGUACUCGCAGGCGGUGACGUGGACGUGCGCGUGUGUGCUGGGUGAGAUGAUGUCUGGGCUGACGGUGCUGUACAGCUUUCUGCUCGUGCGAUCUCUCUGGAACCCCGUUGCGUGGAUCGCCGUUCUAAUUUCCUUCUGGAAUCUUAACUGCCUCUUAAAACAGUACAUCGUGGUGACGUGUAGCCGCUUUUUUCUUUCCUACGCCCGACUUGCUGUCAUUGACUACUUCAACCAGUAUAAGGAGCCGAAGCACCCUGCUGUUCAUUGUUAA